Molecule: messenger RNA, 1548 nt
Organism: Lichtheimia ornata
Lineage: Eukaryota; Fungi; Mucoromycota; Mucoromycetes; Mucorales; Lichtheimiaceae
Exons: 7
Coding region: 1-1548 (515 amino acids)
Molecular function (GO): iron ion binding; monooxygenase activity; oxidoreductase activity, acting on paired donors, with incorporation or reduction of molecular oxygen
Source: RefSeq, a predicted model, not a curated record
AUGGAUCUACGCACCUUGUCUCGUGAAUGGAAGAUUGCAGCAGCCACUAUUGCCACAGCAAGUGCGCUUCUUUAUGCUAUCAGGUCUAGCAGUAACUCAAAAGGUCCCAAAGACAACAUCCCCACGGCCCCUGGUCGCUUGCCAUUCUUUGGCCAUAUCCUUUCUCUUGAUACUAGCAUGCCAGCCUUUACAUUCAAGAAAUGGCUUACAGAAUAUGGACCAGUGUUGAGAGUUAACUUGGGUGCGCAAGAAUGGAUCCUCGUGAGCAACUUGGAUAUCAUCCAAGAUGUCUUGGUGCGUAAUGGUGCGGUUGCAUCCAGCAGACCAUUUUUCAACUAUGCCUCAGGAUACUAUGCACUUAACAAAAAAGGUAUUCUCCUUUCGGACGCCAACAAAAAGUGGAAAAAUGCAAGAUCGGCAGCCCUUACUAUCCUGUCGCCCAAAAUGGUAAACGAGUAUAGCAACGUGCAUUUGGCUGAAGCCGACAUUUUGGUGGAUGAGCUGUUACAAAAGGGUGGUGUUUCACAAGGCAUUGAGCUCGAACAGCCCUUGAGAAAGGUGUCUCUUAACUACUUGUUGGAUACAUGUUUUGGCACGCGAGUAACAUCAGAAGAGGAUCCACUCUUCCAAAAGAUGGAUAGCUUUAUCAAUGAAGUCCUUUUACUCGGUGGUCCUUAUCAUGACGUUGGCUCUAUUUUCCCAGCACUCUCAUUUGUGGAUACCCUGCUUGGACGCAACAAUACGUUUGAAAGAUUUGUCAAAGAAAGAAGAGAUCCAUUAUUCAACCCCUUGAUCAACAAUGCAGCCCAAGGAGAACGUGAUUGUUUAGUUAAGCGAUUGGUUGAAGACAAAGGAAAAUAUGACCUUGAUGAUGAUGACAUUAUGGUAACGGCAUGUGACUUGAUUAUUGGAGGUACGGAUACAACUGCUGCCACACUUGGAUGGAUGCUUGCUAUCCUUGUACACCACCCCGAUGUAUGCAAGCGACUAUCCCAUGAAGUGGAUGCUUUUAUCAGCGAGCAUAAGAGAUACCCAGUGUUUUCGGAACGAUUAGAACUCCCAUACUUUAACGCCGUCCAAAAAGAAUGCAUGCGUUAUCGACCUACCACCCAUUUUGUGUUUUUCCACAAGAUCGAUAAAGAUAUUGAAUCGCAUGGCUACAUUUUCCCAAAAGGAUCGGUCGUUUACCCCGUAAUUUACGCCAUCCACAGCGACAACGAGGUUUACCCUGAUGCUGACAAGUUUAUUCCUGAGCGUUUCUUCGGAGAUGAAAAGACGAUGGCAGCUUCUGCCAAUUGUAAACAUGGAGAGCGUGAUCAUUUUACAUUUGGCUUUGGUCGACGAGUGUGCCCUGGUAUUCAUUUGUCCGAGGUGGAAAUGUUUAACGUUUUGGUGCGUAUAUUUGCUCGAUGCACCUUGGAGCCAGCACUCGAUGAUCAGGGCAAGCCUGUGAUGCCGGAUUUGGAUGCACCACGUGACGGCGGUAUUAUCAUUCUCCCGCCACACUUCCAUGUACGCUUCCUUCCUAGAGCUGAUGCUCUCAUCUAG